Molecule: messenger RNA, 4471 nt
Organism: Rhinolophus ferrumequinum (greater horseshoe bat)
Lineage: Eukaryota; Metazoa; Chordata; Mammalia; Chiroptera; Rhinolophidae
Gene: PYCR3
Product: pyrroline-5-carboxylate reductase 3
Exons: 6
Coding region: 2396-3226 (276 amino acids)
Biological process (GO): L-proline biosynthetic process
Molecular function (GO): pyrroline-5-carboxylate reductase activity
Source: RefSeq, a predicted model, not a curated record
GAAGCCAGAGACAUGGAGUGGCAAGUGUGCAAUCAGGAAGCAGGCAGGCCUCAGGGGUGAGACAGUGGACCGUCGGCCUGUGGGGGUGCAGGGCAUUGCCUGCUGUGGGCGUGGCCACAAGCAGGCCUGGUGACCUGAACUCCCCUGGGCUUCCCCCCUGAGCUCCAGGACUUUGCAGAAAGAGGCUGGGUCUGGAUUUGGACAGGCUGAGUGGGAGGCAUCUGAGGGGAGAGUGGCAAUUGGGUGGCUCAGCCUUUCCUGGGACCAUAGGAGAGAGCUGGGCCAGGCCUGGCCCUUCAUCUCCCUACUCCAAGGCAGCAGCUUGGGUGAUGGGGCUGCCUCCCUUCUCCCACGGACAGUAACAGGUAUCACCCAGGCGACCCUCUGGGCCUUGAGAGCAGGAAGAUGAGUGGCACGGGCAUCCCAUUCUCAGUGGCAGCAGGGCAAAGUCCAAGCAGGUUGAGUGGCAGGUCCCCAGGCCAGCCAGUCACUGGGGUGUGGAUCCAGGAGUACCCAGCUCCAAAGGCUCCAGGUCAGAAUCCGCUAGACUGCCUCACCCAGGACCCAGGCAGCCUUCCUGGUCUGGGACCCACCUCUUGUCAGGGCCCCUCUCCCCCAGUGCCCUUUACCACCUUCAUGCUGAUGACUCCCAGUUUUCUUCUGACCCAGUUGUGCCUGCCACGUCCAUUGCUUCGUUUAUGCAGGCAGUAUUGGCUGUCUUCCCUGUGCCAGACACGUGAAUCCCAGUGUCUCUCUCUGAGCCCAGCUGAUGCCUCACUGCACUCGUCACCACCCCCUUUCUCUUAGGCAAGCCCAGGUGUUUGUCCUCUGGGCCUUCCCAGGACUGAACCCGGAGCCCAUCUCAUGUUAGUUCCCCCCCCUUUAGGUCUCCUUCUCUGAACUCCCACCUGCCAUGCAGAAUUGCUUGUUUGCUUGUCUGGAAAUACCUGGGAGGCCCCCUCUACCCCCAGGACUUGGAGCUCCAGAAUCAGGGUGCCAGCCCUUUGUGAAUGAAGGCUCUGUCCAUGUUGGGGUUCAGGGAGGUGGUGGCGCCUGACUUGGAGCUUGUGCCAGCCAGGUGAGAAUAGUGGGAAAGAGGCCCAGCACAGAGGGCCCUGGACACACCUGGCAGAACAUAUGUAGUGGCGGUGUGUCCUGAGAGUCCCCUGGGUUGUCCUGUAUGUUUAUCUUGCAGGCACUUUUUCCCCAGGCCCUCAGGCUGAGGGUUCAGCUGUCAGGUCAGCUGCUGCGUGGCACCCAUCCCAGCCCACAGCAGGGCCACACUGCAAGGCCAAUGUCGAAUGAAUUAGGGAAUUUCAUUGUUGAAGAGCUUUGUAAAUGUCAAAGUAGAAUUUAAAAGAAAACAUUCUUAAAAUGAAAUCUCAGACUUGGUGAACAGUAAACAAACAGAAAAAACUGGUCUUAUAUCUUCAAGCCUUAUUUUUCCCCCUGUCAGAAAUUACAAGCACACCAUGCUGAUCCCCGCCUCCGUGUUAGUCUCUAUAAGACCUGGCCAAGCACUCCAUCUCGCGGGUCAGAUCUCUGUUGGGGCUCAGGGAGGCAUACCUCCUCGCAGCUCCCUGGGCGACCCACAGAAACCAGAAUCUCGGGUUGGCCAGACACCUGACCACACAUUUCACUGGCAGUGCUAAUUUUAUGCUGUCACCGGGAGCCCCUGCAGCUUGUGGGGUAGCUGACCACAGGCUCUCAUCAGGCAUAUCUGCCCUUCCCGCCUGAGUCCACUCCCAGGCUCCAAACGGAGAACCAGGGCGCUCUGAGAAAGGUGCUCCCAUCCAGAGAAACCGGCCUGAGACUGGCAGGGCCCCACCCACCAGCGCUUGACCUGUCAUGAUGACACGCCAGAGUCCGGACCUUGCCUGCCGGUCUUCCAUCAGAAUCAGGGCGCAUGUCCUUCCUGGAAGUUCAGCUGCCUAGCGACCACCAAUCAGUGGCCUCCCGGGCUCUGUAGCGUCGCCACGAGGGACACCACCAGGCACGCUCCGGGGUCAGAGGAGACCCCACCCUUUCCGACACUUCGCCUUUGAAUGGAUCUUCUCCAUUUGGAAAAUCAGGAUCUGAUCUGCAGACGCGCCCAGAAUCCUGCCAUGGCUCGCCAUCACCCUCAGCACCGGAGCCCGAGUCCUCGCGCCACGUUCCUCCACGCGAAACGAUUCAGUACGCCUCCAACUCUGCUCCGCCCAGUGACGCGCCCCGCCUAGGCCCCGCCCACAGGAUUCCGACGCCUAACUAGAACCAAUGAACAGCGAGGAGGUGGAACCCACUGCUCAGCGAGCCGUAGACCGCGGACCAGGAGCCAAAGGGAGGGGGCGGGACAUGUGGUCCUGACAGCCAAUGGACGAGCAGAGGGGCGGGGCUCGGGGCGGGCGGUGGCAAGAUGGCGGCGGCCGUUGCGGCGCCCGAGCUGCGGUGCGUGGGCUUCGUGGGCGCAGGCCGCAUGGCGGAGGCCAUCGCUCAGGGCCUCAUCCGAGCAGGAAAAGUGGAAGCACAGCAUGUGCUGGCCAGUGCACCAAGUGACAGGAACCUCUGCCACUUCCGGGCUCUGGGCUGCCGGACCACCCAUUCCAACCAGGAAGUGCUGCGUAGCUGCUCGCUUGUCUUCCUGGCCACCAAGCCCCACAUCCUGCCCACUGUCCUGGCAGAGGUGGCUCCUGUGGUCACCUCUGAGCACACCUUGGUGUCUGUGGUUGCUGGGGUGUCUCUGAGCACCCUAGAGGAGCUGCUGCCCCCGACUGCACGGGUGCUGCGGGUCUCGCCCAACCUGCCUUGCUUGGUCCAGGAGGGGGCCAUGGUGAUGGCGCGGGGCCGCCAUGCUGGGAGGAACGAUGCCGAGCUCCUGCAGACUCUGCUGGAGGCCUGCGGGCAGUGUGAGGAGGUGCCCGAGGCCCAAGUGGACAUCCACACCGGCCUCAGCGGCAGUGGCGUGGCCUUCGUGUGUGCCUUCUCUGAGGCCCUGGCUGAAGGCGCCAUCAAGAUGGGCAUGCCCAGUGGCCUGGCCCACCGCAUCGCUGCCCAGACCCUGCUGGGGACGGCCAAGAUGCUGCUGCAGAAGGGGCAGCACCCGGCCCAGCUGCGGACUGAUGUGUGCACGCCAGGUGGCACCACCAUCUACGGGCUGCACGCUCUGGAGCAGGGCGGUCUUCGGGCAGCCGCCAUGAGUGCUGUGGAGGCCGCCACUUGCCGGGCCAAGGAGCUCAGCAGGAAGUAGGGCGCAGGCACAGGCCUCAGACCAUCGCCCCUACUGCCCAGAAUGGCUCUGCUACCCCGUCCCUCCCUCCCUGCCCCUUCCCAAGGACUGUGGUUCUCUGACCCACAGGAGCCUCACCGACUGCACCCUGCCUCCCGCUUGGGGAAGUUUAAGAGGAUAUGACUCGAGCAGAUCCCCUCACCAGUGAGAAUUGCCCUCCCCUCCGCAGGCAGGAGGCAGCGUGGUGGUGAUGGCCCACUGUAAGGGUGACGUGGCUUCUGAGGGUCUGAGCACUGGCAGUGCUGGUCAGGUGCCCCCCAUGGCUGGCCAGUUGGUUGAGGGUGUGAACAGAGCCCCUGGCAUGAGAUCAGCCUGUGGGCCCUUCUGAGAGCUGUGUGACUGACUGCAGCCAGGUCGGGGAGCACGGGGACAUAUGGAAUCUGCACAGGAGACCUCCUCCCCCUCAGUGAAGCCACCAUGUCUGUCCUGUCCCUGGGUUGGCCUGUGGCGGCGGUGGUGGGUGGGGUGCUGUGUGCUCUUCCAGCUGAGGGUCUGCACCCGGUCCUUCCCCCCAGGGAGCCCCAUGAGCAGAUGGCUCCAGGCAGCUGCGGGCUGAUCUAGAUUUGGGAGGAUAGGCUUUGGCCAACUGAGACUAUACACUGGGCUCCAGCUGGGUGUGGGCUCCUCUUCCAGACCCUGAGCUCCUGGCAAGUGGCAGGUAGAGCUGGCCCUGGGGAUCCUUCCUGGUCACGAGUCCUGGAGAGUCCUGUGGCCUGGCCUCUGAUGCAGGACCUGGCUCUCCGGCACGUCCCUGACAGACCAACAGGCCGGGAACUGGGGCCUUUGGGUAGGGGGUGGGCCAGCUGCAGCUCUGUCCUGACCAUCCCAGGCUCCCUAGAGGCCGCCCCACCUCACGCAGGCCUCAGAGGCUGGAGCUCCCCUGGCUUCCGCCCAGUGGCUGAGGCUGCACCGGCAUGAGGUGAAGGGAGGCCUGGCUAUCGGUCACGCUCUGCCGCCUACCAGCUGAGGCUCUAGGGAAUGAAUCUGCUGCCUGUCAGACAGGGCUGAGGCACCAAAUGGUGGCCUCCCAUUGCGCUCCCACUCGUUCCCCGAUAACCUACAGCCCCAUGCCCUCCCUGCCCACCCUCUUCGGCCUUGACUUGGUUCGCCCCUGACCCUGCCACUUGCUAGAAGGGUCAGACUGAGUCCAUUUCCACACCUUUCUUGAUCUGUGAAAUGGCAAUAAAGUCACUGUUCUGUGUAGCA